GCUAUGGCAACUCGAUCUAGGUACCAUUCCAAGCUGUAUUUGCUUUACUUGUGAACACGUUCGUUCGCGUAACGUACGGUUUCCUGUCGAACAGCGAACCUAAUCAAUCGGUUCAUUAAUUAGAUCACUCGUGUAUAUCAUUCUAUUAAAAGAAAAAAAACUAACUGAUCUAUGGUGGAAGUAUUUUGAACUGAGUGCUGCAGAAAUAAGAAAAUGAAGCAAGAUUACGCAUCUCAUUCUAGGACACACCAUUUGCUUGGUUUAUAGAAACCAUAUAAUCCCAGCGAAGCAUAUUCUUCAACGGGUACCCCCAUAAAAGACCAGGCGACUUGGCCGAUGGUCUUCCAAUCCAUAGGAUAGCAAACACAGUAGUAAGCAAGGUAACUCGAGCGAAAGCCACGGGGAAGACUAGAGAAAGGUUGAAGAGAGGAGACAAAAGAAGCAGAGUACAAAAUGCCAAUUGAUUUUUACUAUUUUCCACCGAGCGCACCGUGUCGGUCGGUUUUACUGCUGGCAAAAGCGAUCGGUGUUCACUUGAACUUGAAAACGGUCAACGUGUUGAAAGGUGACCACAUGAAACCGGAAUUUCUAAAGAUCAAUCCACAACACACAAUACCAACCAUACAUGACAAUGGAUUCAUUUUGUGCGAAAGUCGACCAAUAAUGGGAUAUUUAGUGAGCAAAUAUGCCAAAAACGAUUCCUUGUAUCCGAAAGAUCCAAAAAAGAGAGGAUUAGUCGAUCAGAUGCUGUAUUUUGAUGCUGGUAAUCUUUAUGAGAACAUCCUUAUCUGUUACUUUCCAGUGGUGUUUGCAAAGGAUAAUGUGAUACACGAAGAAAGACAACAAGCCGUAGAAAAGUCGUGCGAAACGUUAAACACGUUCCUCGAAGGGAAAGAAUUUGUAAUUGGAGAUGAUUUGACCAUCGCUGAUUUUACCAUCAGUACGACUAUCUGCGUUUUACAAUGUUUCGACUUCGAUAUCGGCCGGUACGAUAAUGUGGCGAUGUGGUACAAUCGUUGCAAGCAACUUUUGGAUAAAUUCGGUUUCGACGAGGUGCACGCUACAGGGACGAAGUUGUUUACCGAAUGGUAUCGGGCGAAUGUACAAGAAUCCAGUUAAAACAGAGGCUGCGAGCAACGUCUCGUCGGUGUACGACUAUAAAUUUCUUGUUGGUGCACCGACGAUGAUCGAGAUUAGACACGAAAGCUAUUUAGAUAGCUGUAAAUCAUCGUUUCGUUUAACCGAAGCUUCGUCUAGUUUGAAAUAAAGUUUAAAGCCCAGAAAUUUCCUAUAUCUACGCAGAGUUUAGAAUUCUGUUGAACUGAAUUGUAGCAUUAAUUAGCAACAGAAUAACGAUCACAGAUAUUGAUAAACAGUGAAAUAGAUAGAAAUAUUUUUAUAUAAAUAUAAAAAUUGUAUAUUUCUUCUACCAUAUCUAAACCUAUACCAUGAAUUUUGUUAGUGUUAAUGCAAAU
This is a messenger RNA of Osmia lignaria (orchard mason bee), 1475 nucleotides long. RefSeq names its product glutathione S-transferase 1-like. NCBI's taxonomy places the organism in Eukaryota, Metazoa, Arthropoda, Insecta, Hymenoptera, Megachilidae. Gene Ontology annotation, molecular function: glutathione transferase activity. Gene Ontology annotation, biological process: glutathione metabolic process. The record is from RefSeq and is a predicted model, not a curated record.